Messenger RNA from Camponotus floridanus (Florida carpenter ant), 1896 nucleotides. It is a transcript of the gene Pen, whose product is annotated as importin subunit alpha-1. The coding region runs from base 237 to 1811 and encodes 524 amino acids. Gene Ontology annotation, molecular function: nuclear import signal receptor activity; protein binding. Gene Ontology annotation, biological process: NLS-bearing protein import into nucleus. Lineage: Eukaryota; Metazoa; Arthropoda; Insecta; Hymenoptera; Formicidae. The transcript is spliced from 8 exons. The record is from RefSeq and is a predicted model, not a curated record. Gene Ontology annotation, cellular component: cytoplasm; nucleus.
UCAUUUUUUUUAUUUCUAGCAGUAGCAACAGGUCGUGCUUCCAUCAGAAAGGACGAAUGAAGAGGCAUUGAAAGUUAUGUGAAUUUGCGAUUUAAUCGUACUUGGUUAGUUAGUCGAGAGUACAUUUAAUAAAAUUACAAUUUAUCUCGACAAUUUGUGUACAGUGGAGUCAACCAACUAUAAAUUCAAAAUAAAUUGAAAUAUACUCAACCAAUUUAUUAUACAGUGACAAAACAAUGCUUUCUCAGGAAAAAACUAGCCAUGGGCGCAUGGCAAAUUUUAAAUUUAACAAUAGACUUGAAGAAGCCCGAAGAAGGAGAAAUGCAUUAUCAGUGGAGUUACGUAAAGCCAAAAAAGAUGAUCAAUUAUUAAAAAGACGCAAUCUUGACACUGAACAAGAUUUGUUAACUUUAUGGAACAAAAUAGGCGAGGCUGUUUCGCCUAUUCCUUUACUUUCUAUAGAAGAAAUUGUAGAUGGUAUAAACUCACCAGAUGAAAUAACACAGUUAGCAGCAACACAGACUUGUAGAAAGUUAUUAAGUCGAGAAAAAGAUCCUCCUAUUAACGAUAUAAUACAGGGUGGCAUAGUGCCACGUUGCAUUGAACUCUUAGAUUGCGAUCAUAAUAUUCGCUUGCAGUUUGAAGCGGCAUGGGUAUUAACUAAUAUAGCUUCGGGUACAUCCGAACAAACACAAAAUGUUAUAAAGCAUGGAGCUGUGCCAAAGUUGGUGAAAUUACUCAAGUCUGUGUCGCCUUAUGUUAAAGAACAAGCAGUAUGGGCUUUGGGAAAUAUAGCUGGAGAUGGACCACAUGCGCGCGACUUUAUUCUUAGACAUGAUGCUUUAGCUCUUCUACUUGAUUUAAUUAAACCUGAUAUUUCUGUAACAUUUCUGCGUAACAUUGUUUGGACUUUAUCUAAUUUAUGUCGAAAUAAAAAUCCACCUCCACCCUUUGAAUUGAUUAAACCUGCUCUUCCAGUAUUUAAUCGUCUACUUAGCAAUACAGAUACAGAUGUACUUGCCGAUACUUGCUGGGCACUCUCUUACCUUACCGAUGGAUCCAAUGACAAAAUACAAGCGGUAUUAGAAACUGGUAUUAUACCUAAACUCGUUGACUUGUUGAAGUCAAAGGAAGGAACCGUUCUUACUCCGGCGUUGCGUGCAGUUGGAAAUAUAGUGACAGGUGAUGACAUUCAAACGGAUGCUGUAAUUUCCGCGGGAGGAUUAUUACAUCUUGGUGCAUUGUUGCGACAUCAUCGUCCUAAUAUUGUGAAAGAAGCUGCUUGGGCGAUCAGUAAUAUUACAGCUGGUAACACAGAACAGAUUCAACAAGUAAUAAGUGCUGGUUUGAUACCAUCACUGAUAAAUGUUCUUCAUUUUGGAGAUUAUAAGGCACAAAAGGAAGCUGCAUGGGCUAUAACUAAUUUAACAUCGGGGGGGACAGUCCAAAAUUUGGCAGAAUUAAUACAAGCAGGUGUAUUACUACCUUUCUGUAAUUUGUUGGAAACAAAAGAUUGGAACAUUAUUAUUGUCGUCUUAGAUGGCUUAACUAAUAUCUUGCACACUGCACAAAAAAUGGGAGAAAUAGAUAGACUUGCUAUUAUGAUUGAAGAAGUUGGAGGAUUAGAUAAAAUAGAAGCUCUUCAACAUCAUCAAAACGAGCAAGUUUAUCAAAAAUCUAUGGCUAUAAUCGAUACAUUUUUUUCUGAAAAGGAUAUUGAAGAAGUGAUACUUACUUCUAAAGAAAAUGUUGAAGGACAUCUUGAAUUUAAUGUAACGGAAAAUGCAUCAAUAGAUGAAUUCAAAUUUUGAACAUGCUUUGGAUCUGGAAUAUAAAUAAAAUAUUGUAAGUCGAAAAAUUUUGUAAAUACAUACGAGACUUGAUUAUCGAUUUAUU